AUGGAGCGCAAGCACCAACAACAAAAAGAAAAAGAGAAAAAGCAAACAAGCAAGAGGACUCCCGCGGUUGCCACCACUACCUACGAUGACACUGCGGGAGUUGGAAUUUCAUCUCCUCCUUUGACCCAGGGAAUGAUGGACAAUGAUGAUCCAGGGAGUGCCGUAUUGCUACAAGAUAUUCUCAACAAGCGAGAAGCGCUCGAACAUGCCGAAGCCAUGUACGUGGCGCGUACUAGUAGUUCGCGUGGUACCGCCCACAGAAGGAGUAGUAGCAGCAAUAGCAAUAGCAAGUCCCACGCCUGCUAUUAUUACAGUAGUAGCCAAGAGGACGGUCUGAUCAGUGGAGAUGACGCGGAGACGUAUGAUACGGGGGAUAUGGAACUCAUGAAGAUUGUCGAACAACGAGCCAGUUGGGCGUCGUCGACCGAACUACAUGCCAUGGCGGAUCAAAUAGAAGAUACCCUGACGGUAGGAUCCUCUUCGCCUGCCAGACGUCAGGUAUCCUUGCCAGGAGCAUAUGCCUGUGCUCCCUCUACUAUCAGUCCUACACUUCCCAGUAUGACUACACAAGACGAACCAAACCCCUUUGUGCCACAAGGCGUCCCGGAUCCAGAGUCACUUGUCGUCGUAUCUCAUCAUCAUCAUCGACAACAACGCCCACCAGCACCCUUCAUUGUAGAAGAAGAACCAGCCUUGUCCAUUCAGUCGGGAGCUACCACGCAGGCGACGGGUUCCGAAGAAGGAGGAUACACACCAUCGCCACCACGAACACGAACACGAGAUCGAACUUCCUCAACUCGCGCCAAACUCCAGCCCAUUUGUCUCUGGACACUCAUGCUCUCCAUACCCGUAUUGGCCAUCUUUAUAGCCGGGGGCGUCCUCAAGGUCACCAAGAAGAAGAAUGCUACCAACACUACGACACGACAGCAGUCUCCCCACAAGAAACCAUCCGUCAUGCCACCCACUACUACGAGUAUGACUACAGCAUCACACUUCCAGGACGACGACGACGACGACACGCCGCCACACAUCAAAGCUCAACGCUGGGGCGCGUACACGUCCCUCUUUGUCAACAACUUGGACUCUUCCAACAAGCGAACGAUUCCUUCCGAGAUUGCCCUCUUGACAUCGCUGGCCAAGAUUGACUUGAGUGCCAACCACUUGUCGUCAUUGUCAUUGGCCGAUGUGUUGCCGCUUUCGGUACUCGGUCAAAUGACGGCAUUGACGGAUCUUUGGUUGGAUCACAAUGCCUUGACGGGAACCAUCCCGUCCGAACUCGGAUUGUUGACAUCCUUGACGGCACUGGUGUGGAAUGAUAACCUCUUGACGGGCACCAUCAUGGGCAGCGAACUGGGAUUGCUCACGGCGUUGCAACGACUCCAUUGGAGUGGCAAUCAAUUGUCGGGUACCAUUCCCACUCACGUGGCAUCCCUCACAUCCUUGACGUCCCUGUCCUUGUCGGACAAUCGAUUGACGUGGACCAUUGCCUCUCAACUGGCAUCCAUGACGAGUCUCGUGUCGUUGGAUUUGUCCCGCAAUGAACUGACAGGAGAACUUUCUUCCGAAUUGGGACGAUUGACCGCCCUGAAAGUCUUGCGAUUGCACUCGAAUCGCUUGUCGGGACCACUUCCGACGACUCUUCCAACGGCCUUGCACGUCCUGUGGCUCCAAGACAAUGCAUUGAGUGGACGAAUUCCCACCAUAGCGUUGGGACAACUCGUGGCACUCCAGUCGUUGUAUCUUCACGACAAUCAAUUGUCGGGAGACAUCCCCGUCAGUCUUUGUGAUACCAGUAACGCGCCGCAGCAAAAUGCCGUAUGGAAGGUGGAUUGUUGGCCUCGUUCCUUUGCCGUCAAUUGCUCUUGCAGCAGUCACUGUAGUUGCAACUAA
Molecule: messenger RNA, 1890 nt
Organism: Seminavis robusta
Lineage: Eukaryota; Bacillariophyta; Bacillariophyceae; Naviculales; Naviculaceae
Source: the annotation of a GenBank genome assembly